CCUCUGUGUACGACAGGCCCUUCUGAAUCCAGGAAGUCCAGGAAACACCCAGCCUUGAUAACAGCUUCGAGAAUGCUGGGACCGAGGUAAAAAGACAGAAGCAAAAACCCACUCCAACAUGAAGGAUCCAUUGACAAACUGCUCAUAUAAUAAAGUGUACAAGGACCUUAAGGAAGUUUCUCAAAAUGGAGAGAAUUUCUGCAAACAGCUCACGUCCAUCCUUCAGCAAAGGGCUAACCUAGAGAUUAGUUAUGCCAAAGGCCUUCAGAAACUGGCAAACAAGCUCACCAAAACACUCCAAAGCACAAAGAAAAAUUGCAUUUGUGGUGCCUGGACCUUUGCAUCAGAGAGCAUGAAAUCAUCUGCUGACUUGCAUCAAAAACUUGGCAAAGCAAUUCAGUUAGAAGCAAUAAAACCAACUCAUCAAAUCUUGAGUGCACAAGAGAAGAAGAAGAGAACACUGGAUAAUGAAGUUGAAAAGAUGGCGAAUCUGGUUAUUAACAACUGGAGUCAGCAAAUUAAGGCCAAGAAGAAAUUAAUGGUGGAAACCAAGAAGCAUGAAGCUCUUUUCCAUUCCGUAGAAAGUGCCAAGCAAUCAGUGACUGAGAAGGAGAAGCGAAAGCUGCUCAAUAAACUGAAAAAAUCAACGGAGAAGCUGACAAAGGAAGAUGAAAACUAUUACCAGAAAAACAUAGCCGGUUAUACAACCAGACUCAAAUGGGAAGCCACUUUACAAAACUGUUAUCAGAAUGUCCUAGACUUGGAGAAGGAAAGAAUCCAACUGCUGUGUAAUAUCUUAAACCAGUACAACCAACAUGUUUCCAUUUUUGUACAGACUUUGACCACCGGUCACACCCAACUCCACUGUGCCAUCAGCAAUAUUGAUGUUGAAAAAGACAUUAGGACUUUAAUGGAAGAAACUGCAGUUUCGACUACAGAGGAAAAAUCUGAAUUCUUAUUAACUGAUUACUUUGAAGAAGAUCCCGCAAAUGGGAUGGAUAAAGAGAGAAGAAAGUCUUCAAUAAAAUCAAAAUUGUCAAGGCUACAGGAGGAUAUUGAAAAAGCCUCAAGAGACAAGGAAGCCCUGGAACGAAUGAUGAGUGUGUAUGCAGCAAACCCUUCCUUCUCUGAUGCAAAGACUAAGAAAGAAACUGCAGUGCUCGUGGAUGAGACCAACCUGAAGCUAGACCUUCUGCAAGCCAACUUCUUCAAACUGUCAUCAGUAUUGGCUGACCUGGAGCAGAGGCCUAAACCGACACAUCCAUGCAGCUCUUGUAUCUCCACAUGGAAAGAGAAGGACCAGACACAUAGUUCAGUAAAAAUAUCACGUCCUUUUAUGAUGAAGAGAUUAGAAAAUGUUGUGACAAGAGCAUCUUCCAGCGAACCGUCAAAUAAACCAGGAUCUCCAUCCUUAGCUUCAGGAAUCACCAGCGCUGGUAAUGGUUCAUGCAAAGCCUUAUAUCCAUUUCAAGCCAGACGAGAUGAUGAGUUAAAUUUGGAAAAAGGAGACAUCGUGACCAUAUAUGAAAAGCAAAAUGAAGGCUGGUGGUUUGGAUCCUUAAAAGGAAAAAAGGGCCAUUUCCCUUCUGCGUAUGUGGAAGAACUGCCUUCAGACAACGCAAAGUAGUCUUCAGAGCCCUAGGAUCAGAAUUUGACUGUGGCCCUCCCUCCGCACAUUUAACUGACAGAGGAAGUUAUCUUUUGAAAAUGGGUGACUCUUUUCAGGUUUUCACAAUGCUUUGAAGUUUUGAUGAUUUUUCUUGAAACACAUAAUAAUCACAAUUUAAGAAUGGACAGUGGAAAUCAUAGAAUGUCAGAGCUCCACCUUGGACAUCAAACUCCUCAUUUUGCAAAAAGUUAAGCAACUUGCCUGUGGUUUCUGAGCUGUUCUGGUGUCAGAGGCUGGACUUGUUGCCCUAGGCCUUAGGCAGAAGGACAGAGAAAGAGAGGAUCAGAUUUAGAGCUGGGAGGGACAUUAGAACAACUCCCUCCCCCAUUUUGCUC
Trichosurus vulpecula (common brushtail) is the source of this 2004-nucleotide messenger RNA. It is a transcript of the gene NOSTRIN, whose product is annotated as nitric oxide synthase trafficking. The transcript is spliced from 16 exons. Gene Ontology annotation, biological process: signal transduction. NCBI's taxonomy places the organism in Eukaryota, Metazoa, Chordata, Mammalia, Diprotodontia, Phalangeridae. Gene Ontology annotation, molecular function: protein binding. Gene Ontology annotation, cellular component: plasma membrane; cytoplasm. The record is from RefSeq and is a predicted model, not a curated record. Bases 119 to 1627 code for a protein of 502 amino acids.